Emiliania huxleyi CCMP1516 is the source of this 507-nucleotide messenger RNA. RefSeq lists its product as hypothetical. The record is from RefSeq and is a predicted model, not a curated record. Gene Ontology annotation, cellular component: cytoplasm. NCBI's taxonomy places the organism in Eukaryota, Haptophyta, Isochrysidales, Noelaerhabdaceae. The annotation marks the transcript as partial. Gene Ontology annotation, biological process: lipid metabolic process. The transcript is spliced from 3 exons.
GUGCUCGAGUGCCUCAAGAAGGCGGCGAAGGAGGGCGGCGACGCGCUCAAGGCCAUGGCGCCAGUCAAGGAGAAGAUCAAGGCGGCGUGCAACCGCUCAAACGAGGAGGAUGGCCUCUCGAACGACACCGCGCAGUCCGCUUGGGCGCGGCACAUGUCCCUCGUCGACGGCUGGAAGGACCCGGGCGCGGAAAUCUGCGUGCGGCCCGACAAGGAGGGGUACGGCAUCUCUGCCGUGACCGCGCUCUCGGAGGCGAGCUGGCCGGCCGUGGAGGUGCCAGUCAUCAAGCAGGCGGCCACGCUGAUGGGCGCGCUGCUCGAGCCGCUGCAAGCGUUUGGGUACGAGCCGGGCAAGAACCUGCGCGCGAUGACCUACGACUGGCGGUGCGCCAUCUCCAAGCUGGAGGAGCGCGACCAGUACUUUUCGCGCCUCAAGAAGGAGAUCGUGGACCUGCACCGGACCAGCGGCCGCGAGGUUGUCCUCAUGGCGCACUCGAUGGGGGACAGG